UCAGGAGGAUCAGGAGGAUCAGGAGGAUCAGGCAUGGCUCAUUAGAUCACGGGACUGACUAAACAACAGCACCAAAACAAAAUCAAAAUGAACUCUGCUGUGGUUCUGCUCACUGUCUUUGGUUUGUCUCUGCGUCUGUCCCUCGCUGUGCAAGUGGGUCUGAGUCACAAAGUCCUGGUGUUCCCGUAUGAGACGGACUUCAGCUUCGUGGCCCUGGUCCCACAGAAGGAGCUGGAGCUGCGGGCCUUCACACUCUGCAUGCGCGUGGCCACCGAGCUGCCAGAGGAGCGGCAGAUCAUCCUGUUUGCCUAUCGUACAGCAGACUACGAUGAACUCAACGUGUGGCGAGAGAAGGACGGCCGCGUAUCCUUCUACAUGAGGGGGGACGGGGUUUUCUUUCACCUGCCUCCGCUCACCACCUUCCGCACCAGCCUUUGCCUGACCUGGGACUCUCACACCGGCCUUUCUGCUUUCUGGGUCGAAGGGAAGCGAAGUACUUACCAAGUGUACAAACCUGGGCACACCAUCCGUCCCAAAGGGUCCAUCCUCUUGGGCCAGGACCCGGACAAGCAUCUGGGGGAUCUAGAGGCCAUUCAGAGCUUUGUCGGGGAGAUGACUGACCUGAAUAUGUGGGACUUUGUGCUGUCGAAGAGUGCGAUCCAUGCCUGGAACAAUGGCCACCAGGGGCCCAAAGGAAACAUAUUUGACUGGGCCACUAUUGAGUAUGAGCUGCAUGGGAAUGUGAUGGUGGUGGAGGACGACUGACUCAGUGUGGAGCUUCCAGCAGAGACGGAUGAGUCUUCACACGUGUGUGUUGGCAUGACACACACGUGUGUGAUCGCUUUUCUCAUGUUGAGUGUUUGAUGAUGUUAGUGUCCGGAGACACUCCAUGACUUAUAUUAGACUCUAACCCAGGGGUGUCAAACAUACGGCCCGGGGGCCAGAACCGGCCCGCCAGAGGGUCCAAUCCGGCCCACAGGAUGAAUUUGUUCAAAUUUCACACUACGAUUACAAUCUAAACGUAAUGUCAAAUACCAUAUUUUUCUCUUCCAGAUACCUGUGACUAAAUGUUUGUGCCUUUUUGGAUCCAGUGUCAUGUGUAAAUAGUACAUUUAGGCACGAUAUUGUUGAAAUUGCACUUAUAUUUCUCAAGAAAUGUCAUGUUUUGUAAAAAAAUAUCCUUCAUUAAAUGUAAAACAAAGGAGAAAAAAAAGCAAGGAGUUCUUGUUGUUCAUAGGUUAUUAUGCUAUUAUUUUAUUAUUUUUACUGGUCCGGCCCACUUGAGAUCAAAUUGUGCUGUAUGUGGCCCCUGAACAAAAAUGAGUUUGACACCCCUGCUCUAACCCAUAUCCUAAAAUAUGUCCGAGUGUUUUCACACCUUCAUUCAUCGCUCUAAUA
Solea solea (common sole) is the source of this 1398-nucleotide messenger RNA. RefSeq names its product C-reactive protein-like. The coding region runs from base 88 to 765 and encodes 225 amino acids. NCBI's taxonomy places the organism in Eukaryota, Metazoa, Chordata, Actinopteri, Pleuronectiformes, Soleidae. The record is from RefSeq and is a predicted model, not a curated record. The transcript is spliced from 3 exons.